Molecule: messenger RNA, 4410 nt
Organism: Penicillium brasilianum
Lineage: Eukaryota; Fungi; Ascomycota; Eurotiomycetes; Eurotiales; Aspergillaceae
Source: the annotation of a GenBank genome assembly
AUGGGCUCUACGACCGUUCACAGGCCUGGGGAAGAUGAAUCUCAUCCUAUUGCCAUAGUCGGCAUGGCAAUGCGAUUGCCAGGAGGUGUGCGAUCUGCUGCCGACUUUUGGCAAUUGCUGAGCGAAGGACGUGAUGGAAACUGCGUUGUACCGGACUCGCGGUAUAGUGAGCAGGGUUUCUACUCAGAUUCCAUGGCACAUUCAGUCAGAAUGCAACGUGGCUAUUAUCUCCACGAGGAUCUAGAGACGCUAGACACUUCUUUCUUUGACAUCGAGGGUUUACAGCCCUCUCGGAUGGACCCACAGCAAAAGAUGCUGCUUCAGGUGGUAUGGGACUGUCUCGAAAACGCCGGACAAGUUGACUGGCAAGGAAAACCUAUCGGCUGCUUUGUCGGUACUUAUGGUGGAGAUUGGGAAGAGAUAGAAGUCAGGGAUCCUCAAAAUGCACACAACUUCCAUAUGAUCGGACAUGGAAAAUUUUCGCUCGCAAAUGUGAUUUCUUAUGAGUUUCAUUUCAAUGGCCCUAGUAUGACCAUUGAGACUGGCUGUUCUUCUUCCCUAGUUGCUCUACAUCAAGCUUGCCAGUCUCUUAUUUUGAAGGAUUGUUCUACAGCAAUUGUGGCUGGAUCUAACUUGAUCUUCACGCCCACGGUUGGCAUGCAUGGCUCGGGUCUAAGCGUAUUCUCCCCAUCUGGAAUAUCCAAGUGCUUUGAUGCGUCCGCAGAUGGAUACGGAAGGGGAGAGGCUGUUAAUGCAGUCUGUAUCAAACGAUUGAAUGACGCUUUGAGGGACGGAGAUCAGAUACGAGCUGUCAUCCGGUCCUCUAUGGUCAAUUGCGAUGGUCGAAGCCCUGGCAUCACUACACCCUCAGCUAAGGCACAAGAGAGAUUAAUACGGGAAACGUACAAGCGAGCCUUAAUCAGUGAUCUCUCGCAGACUGCGUUCAUCGAGUGCCAUGGUACCGGUACACUAGCAGGCGACCCCAUCGAAUGCUCUGCAAUUGCCAAGACCUUCCUCAAAGAAAUAUACAUCGGCUCGGUCAAGGCCAAUGUUGGUCACUCUGAAGGGGCCUCGGGGCUUACGAGCCUGAUAAAAGCUGUUCUGUCGUUGGAAAAUAGGCUAAUACCGCCCAAUAUCCAUUUCCAUCAACCGAAUCCAAGAAUUCCAUGGGAAAAUGGACGUCUGCGUGUUCCGGAGACGCUUACUGCGUGGCCUGAGAAUCGAAAAGAGAGAAUCAGCAUCAGUAACUUCGGUAUCGGUGGCUCAAAUGCACACGUCAUUCUUGAUUCCUCUUCAUCUUUCAUAUCCACCCCUUUGGUAAACAAUGAAGUACAAGAAUCAAAGCCUUUGCUGCUCGUUGUAUCGGCAAACAGCCAGGAGGCCCUGUUGUGUCGAGAACAGAGUCUGCUGAAGUACAUGAGCCUGCAUCCAAAUCGUCUAGGUGAUCUUGCAUAUACCCUCGGUGCUCGUCGUAAGCAUCUUUCACAUCGAGGAUUCUUAGUCAAUGCGAAUGCUGUAUCCCCGAAUGUGGGAGCCAUCAAGUCUUCCAUCGCCAGUCGAGCUCCUGACUUGACUUAUGUUUUCACGGGCCAAGGCGCCCAGUGGGCCGGUAUGGGUAGAGAAUUGAUGGAAUUCAAGAGCUUCUGCGAUGAUAUACGGUCCUUGGAUAUUGUGUUGCAGAGCUUGAGAAAGCCACCCUCAUGGAGUCUAGAAGUUGCACUUGCAGAUGCCAAUAUUGAGCAGAUAAAUACGCCUCAGCUUGCUCAGACUUUGUCUUGUGCAUUGCAGAUUGCGUUAGUAAAUCUCCUCGCGAAGUGGGGAGUCAAGCCCUCAACGGUUGUCGGCCAUUCGAGUGGUGAGAUCGCAGCUUCAUAUGCUGCAGGAGCACUUACAGCAGAGUCUGCAAUUGCUCUGAGCUACUAUCGUGGUCUGCUGGUAGAUGAACUCGGUAAUGAGGGAGCAAUGGCCGCCAUCGGCCUUGGCCGAGCGCAAGUUGCUUGCUAUCUACGGGAUGGCGUUGUCGUCGCUUGCGAAAAUAGUCCUAACAGUGUCACUCUAUCUGGAGAGUUCCAUCAAGUGGAUGAGGUGAUAAGCAAGAUCAAAACAGAUCACCCAAACGCACUGUGCAGAAUGCUUCGCGUCAAUAGAGCAUAUCAUUCAGAUUCCAUGACCGCCGCGGGCAAGGUAUACGAGACCAGCAUUCAAUCCUACAUCAAACCUCGGGAAAAUAUGAUUCCAAUGUACUCUACCGUGACGGGACAAACGAUUGUGGAUCCAAAAAAGCUCAAUGCCAGGUAUUGGGUCCAGAACCUUGUAUCUCCUGUUCUUUUCUGGGGCGCCGCCGAGUCCAUCAUGCAGGAUCAUCCCCGUUCGUUUUUCUUGGAGAUUGGUCCACAUUCUGCCCUUGCAGGACCACUGCGUGACGUUUUCAAAUCUUUGGCUGAUGCCAAGAAGGAAAUGUUAUAUGCUUCCUGCGUUAUUCGCGGGCAAUCCCAGGAAACAUCGCUCUUGACUGCAGCUGGAGAAUUGUUCCUUGAAGGCAUUGAGCUCGAUUUUGAGGCCAUCAAUGGACACGGAAAGAUCUUGACUGAUCUUGACCCUUAUCCGUGGCAAAGUGGACAGCAUGAAUGGGCCGAGAGCCGGAUAAGUCGAGAGUGGAGAUUCCGCAAGCAUGCUCACCAUGAGCUCUUGGGUUCACGCGUCGUCGAAUCGACGCAUCUUGAGCCCUCGUGGAGAAAUAUGCUACAUAUCGACGACGCUCCUUGGCUUUGGGAUCAUCGCAUCGGGGGAUCGACAGUGUUCCCUUGCGCCGGUUAUAUCGUUAUGGCCGGUGAAGCCAUGCGUCAGAUCACUGGGUGUAAAAGCUAUCGCUUGAGAAACCUUCGGCUUUCUAAAGCAUUGACCCUUGAUGAUCGUGGGCGAAUAGAGAUCUUCUCUAACUUCCGACCGGCUCGACAUGCCGAGGAGACUAACGGAGGGUGGUAUGAAUUCACCAUUUCCAGCUUCAGGAUGGGCUCGUGGGUGAAACAUUGUACAGGACAAGUGCGAAACGAGACUUCCUCGCCUUCUCCACGGGAUAUCAGAGGUCUGCCAAGACCUGUAGCCUCUCGUACUUGGUAUGAAGCCCUUAACGAGCGUGGGCUUGAAUAUGGACCAAAGUUCAGACUGCUCCAACAUAUAUCUGUUCACCCGACACAACUAUUAGCGACAGCCAGCUUAGAGAGAGAUGGAUCCUCUGAGAUUAUUGACGCUCCUACAAUCGACCAGUGCUUGCAACUUGUUGGGGUUGCCAUGUCUAACGGUCUGCCUCGAAGGUCUGAUGGAAUUGGAAUGCCUGUGUAUGUUCAGGAAGCCUUUGUCGGCAACACAGGACCCGACGUGUUCCUUGAGGCGACUGCAUCAGAAAAGACUAUGGGAGUGACCUCUGGCUCUGUAUUUUCACAGUGGGGGGCCAAGGUGGGUAUUAAAAUUGACGGCGUUGAGUUUAUGGGCUUCGAUAAAGGUUCAUCGGAAGAUGGCGAUCAGAAGCUGUGCUCAAAUCUUAGUUGGGCUCCGGACGUGGAUUUGUUGCCAGCAGGCUGCCUUCUCUCGCCCUCUAGUCCAGCCAAGCCCACAUUCGAUGAUACCUACGCUCCAAGACAACAAUUCUUUGAUAUGUGCAUACUUGAAACCGCACGACGGAUUGCUGAUUUGGAGCCCGCCUUGGAGCACCUACGCAAGUAUCAACAUUGGGUGAAUGCAAGAUCAGCUGCGAUCCUCAAAAACAUCCACUCUCACGUGCUACCUAAGGAUAGGGAGUUCUUGGAAGUGCCUAGAGAUAAAUGGGCCACAAUCAUGACCGGCCUUAAAUGGCAGAUCGAUGAAACAAUGCCCCUCAGCAGACAGUUCGCGCAACUCUCUUUUGUUGUCAUGGAAAACUGUGUCGACAUCGUGCAGGGAAGGUGCCAGCCUCUAGGUCUACUACUGGAAGAUGAUGGAUUGUCACAGCUUUAUGACACAGGUGACAGCAGAAAUUAUGAGAAAUUCUUGAGGCUCCUGGGCCACUCUCAAGCCGAUCUUAAGAUCAUCGAGAUUGGAGCGGGCACCGGAGCAACGACCGCAAAAGCCCUACGAUGUCUUCAUCCCGAAGGAAGGACGCGUCAGUAUUCGCGCUACGUGUUUACUGAUAUUUCCCCGGCCUUUUUCCAGCCAGCAAUGGAAAGAUUCAAAUCAUAUGAAGCAAUUGAAUUUGCGGUGUUAGACAUCAGUCAACCUCCAGUGGACCAAGAAAUCGAGUCCGGAAACUUUGAUCUAGUGAUUGCAUCGAACGUACUUCAUGCCACAUGCAGUAUAGGAGAGACUUUGAAAAACAUCAGAUCUCUUCUCAAGCCCGGUGGGCGGGUUUUGAUCGAAGAAAUUUGCUCUGGUUAG